Messenger RNA from Lymnaea stagnalis (great pond snail), 2661 nucleotides. The record is from the annotation of a GenBank genome assembly. Lineage: Eukaryota; Metazoa; Mollusca; Gastropoda; Lymnaeidae.
CAGCGUUUUCAUCACGCACUGUGCCACUACCAGUUAAAAUACUAUUAAUUGGCAGGCAAAAUGCAGGUAAAAAAAACUUUGCAACUAAAAAAAAAUUAAUUUUGCAACUAAAAAAAAAACAACUUAAUAUUGAAUGUAUUUAAGUGAUCAUAAACUGUUACUGAGGAGGUACCUCCAGGUAACAUAGCUUUAAAUUUAAUCAAUCAUAUUACCCUAGAAAUUUCUUGAUACUUAAAACAUGAAAUUGUGCACAGCAAAAGAAUAUAGGAGCCAAGAUGUCCGCUUCUUCUGGAAGCCAGCCAGGUCAUGAAACUCCUCUUGCAAGUUUUGUCUGCUUUUCAUAUGGUAUUAAGUAAGCAUUUAAAAUAUCCAUAUGCACACCAAGAGUUGAUCACAUCCAUUGUCUACAACUAUUAGCUAACCAUAUGCACACCCAGAGUUGAUCACAUCCAUUGUCUACACUACAACUAUUAACUAAUCAUAUGCACACACACACAGUGGAUCACUCACACUGUCUACAAUUAUUGGCAAUUAUCUGCAACUUUAAAAUGCAAUUUUUUUAUAUGUGAUAAAUUUAUGUUAUUGAUACAGAGCCAUUCUUCCCUUAUUUCCAGGCAAAACGUUUCUUCUCUACUCUUGGAAGUUUGGAGUUGAUUACAUAAUGUCCAUUGAGCCAACGAGCCAUUUCAAUGUUGAUACAAUCAUAUCACCGUCGGGCCAAAAGUAUCUGGUCUACGACCUUGCUGGGAAUAUUGGAUACAGACUGCGUCCAUUCUUAGACGGAACAAAUGGUAUUUAAGUUGAUGUGGCUAAUGUAAUAUUUUACGCAGCCACAGUAAUAAUUACUGCCUGUAUCCUAGCCUUGCGCCCUCCCCCAAGCUCACACACACCUUUGUCUGUUUCUCACCAUUGCUGCAUUUGCCGUUACGGCAGGUAUGAGCAUUGCAAUCAGCAUGCAGGUGGUAAGAAGAAAUGCUUCAUAACACCCUAAUACUGAUAUCCUCAUUGGAAGUGUUCCGCAUUAACGUAGAAUCAUGCAACACAAAACCAUUAGAACAGCUGCUUCAGAACACCAAAGGCAAUCCAGAAAAGCCAGAGUCACUAUUCCACAUGGAGAUAUCCCACAACUGAUCAAAAUCUUUCAAAUGUCAUGCUACCUUACUUCCAAAUAACAGAUCUUUUUAGCCUGUUUUAUCAUCUAAACUUGCUAGUUUAGUCAACUUUGAAUAAGUUUGAGAAGCCUUGUUUUUAAUGAAGAAGAUACAAAAAAUACAGACAUCUUGAAAAAAAUUGGAGUCAACCUCCCAAGAGCUGCAGUAUAUUUUAGCAGAUGAAUGCUAUUUAAUUUCGUAGCUGGCUACCCUUAAUGAGUGCCAUCCAUUAUAUGCUGCUUAAAAGGAGGCCAGCGCAGCUGGGAAUUAGGGAGGACGCAAAAUAGGUGCUACUGACCGCUACUGGGUUAUGAGAAGUUUUGAAGAAAAAAAAUUACCUAAACCUUUUUGAAUGACACUAAAUGACAGUGGAAUAAGAAACAUUCAAUGUUAAACAAAAUCCUAAUUACAUUUUUUUUUAUCACACAUGGAUUUUAACCCCAUCACUUCCUUCGUAUUUUCAGGCGUUAUUUAUCUGCUGGGCACAAGGGGAGAGAAUUUUCUACUGGAAAGAGAGCAGAACAACAUAAAACAACUUCUACAAGAGAGGGAUCUAGAAAAUGUCCCUGUGCUUUUUGUGGUCAGGGACGGCACAUACACUAAUGGUAUGUCGUGUUGUGAAUCUCCCAUUUUUAUUGCUGCUUAUACUUAUAUUGAAACUGUAGCAGACAGACAUCAAAUUUUAUUACAAAAAUAGCCCUGUUAUUUAAAUUUAAAAAAGAUCUUUAUUUGUGUUAUUGCAUUUAAAAGUAAUUAUUCAUAAUGUUAAAGUAAAGUUCUUAGUGUAAUAUUUUUGUUUAAUAUUCAGAGAACACUGUCUCAUUCCAUCAACAUUUCAUACUGUAGUUGUCUUUGAUUCUAUAUUAACUUUUAAGCAUAAAAUGCUAGUUACUUAUAUAUAUUUUUGUAUUCACUUAUUGUUGCAUGUUAUGUGUUACAUUUUACAUAUUACUAUUGUUACAUUUUACUUAAACUUAAAAAUUCAUUUCUUGAUAAAUGUCACAGAUUUGUCUAGCAACCUGCCUGAAAAGCUGCGGACAGCGUUAGAAGGAAGAUUGUGGGAGGUGAUAGAAAUAAGACAGAACAGCCAAGAGGAUGCGGAUCUCGUCCUGAGUGUUCUAGAGAAACUCUUAAUUAAGCCAGAGCAGCUAGCGACCUCAUAAGUAUAAGUCAAGUAUAAGUAUAGGCUGUGAAGUAAAUAUCUCCCAUUUGGAAUGAUGAUAGUCACAAUGUUUACUUAUGCAGCUUCCUGUCCAUCUCAAUAUUUCUCCAUGUGGCUAAAAAAACUGAAUAAGUUUUGACUACUGGUCGUUGCUUUUUUUAAAAUGGAACUAUAAAGUUGUCAUUUAAUCUUUUGUCAACUUAAAAAAAACUUAUUUUACCGAGCCUAAAGAUGUGCAAUUUUUAAUAAUAAAAUUUAUAGAAAUAAAUGGACAGGUUUUUUUUUAUAAAUCUACCAAUGAACUUCCUAUGCGUGUAUUUGAAUGGAAGUGUACAAACAUAGAAUGGC